GCUGAGACACAGCGACGAGCCCUGAUCUGUUUCAAGCGCGAAGUGCGUAGCUUCACCGCGCUUUACGUGGGUCGGAAAUUGGCUGGUUGGGAUUUGGAGACUGUGAUUUGAUUUCAGACUAUCAAUGGAUACCCAGAAGGACGUUCAACCCCCAAAGCAGCAGCCAAUGAUAUAUAUCUGCGGAGAAUGUCACACAGAAAAUGAAAUAAAAUCCAGGGAUCCAAUCAGAUGCAGAGAAUGUGGAUACAGAAUAAUGUACAAGAAAAGGACUAAAAGAUUGGUGGUUUUUGAUGCUCGAUGAAACAUGGAAUUCAGAGGAUUAUCUUCAUUUGAACUUGGACUUGCUGUUAAUGUUGUAUAGCUUUUGAUGUGUGUAUUUACCUUUAUGAAUACAACUACAUACACAUGAUUUCAUUUUAAAAUUCAUCUUGUAUUUAGGUAUCUAUUAAUAGUGUCUAUAAAGAAAAAUUAUUUGUUCAAUUACAGUAUUUAUAAUUUCCUUU
Hyaena hyaena (striped hyena) is the source of this 503-nucleotide messenger RNA. It is a transcript of the gene POLR2K, whose product is annotated as RNA polymerase II, I and III subunit K. Gene Ontology annotation, biological process: DNA-templated transcription. The coding region runs from base 125 to 301 and encodes 58 amino acids. Lineage: Eukaryota; Metazoa; Chordata; Mammalia; Carnivora; Hyaenidae. The record is from RefSeq and is a predicted model, not a curated record. The transcript is spliced from 4 exons. Gene Ontology annotation, molecular function: zinc ion binding; DNA binding; DNA-directed RNA polymerase activity. Gene Ontology annotation, cellular component: RNA polymerase I complex; RNA polymerase II, core complex; RNA polymerase III complex.